This is a messenger RNA of Anguilla anguilla (European eel), 980 nucleotides long. RefSeq names its product RNA binding protein fox-1 homolog 3-like. Gene Ontology annotation, molecular function: mRNA binding. The coding region runs from base 1 to 828 and encodes 275 amino acids. Gene Ontology annotation, cellular component: nucleus; cytoplasm. The record is from RefSeq and is a predicted model, not a curated record. Gene Ontology annotation, biological process: nervous system development; regulation of alternative mRNA splicing, via spliceosome. The transcript has 11 exons. NCBI's taxonomy places the organism in Eukaryota, Metazoa, Chordata, Actinopteri, Anguilliformes, Anguillidae.
AUGCGACUGCGGGCCUUUUCCAGAGCCGGCUCCACUCCGGCUCCACUCCGGGUCCGCUCCGGUUCUGCUCUGGUUCUGCUCCGGGUCCGCUCCGCUGGUGUGGGGAGCGGCGUGAGAGUCGGGAUUCUGUCCCAGCGCUUCACGCUCACAGCACAGGGGCAGAGACGGGCAGACGCGCUCGGCGGCCUGAGCUGCCGUUUCCUCGUUUCCCAAUUUGGGAAGAUCUUAGACGUGGAGAUUAUCUUCAAUGAGCGAGGCUCCAAGGGCUUUGGGUUCGUAACGUUCGAAACGAACGAGGAGGCGGAGCGGGCCCGGGAGAAGCUGAACGGGACAAUCGUAGAGGGACGCAAGAUAGAGGUCAACAACGCAACAGCAAGAAUAAUGACGAACAAGAAAAUGUGUCACCCUUAUGUAAACGAUUGGAAACUGAACCCGGUGGUGGGAGCUGUCUAUGGUCCUGAACUCUAUGCAGUGACGGGUUUCCCGUACCCGGCCACCGGGGCGGCGCUAGCGGCGUACAGGGGAGGACAGGUGAGAGGCCGGGGCCGCGGCCUUUACAGCGCCUUCCGGACUGCACCCCCAGCCCCGCCCCUCCCGGGGUACGGAGCAGUGCUUUACCAGGAUGGCUUCUAUGGAGCAGAGAUUUAUGGGGGCUACACGUACAGAUACACCCAACCUGCCACAGCGGCCACCUACAGUGACAGCUAUGGCAGACUCUAUGCAGCAACAGAGCCCUACCACCACACCAUCAACCCCUCCCCCGCGUACACCGUGGGCACCAUGGCCGGCCUAAGCAGAGGGGCACAGGGUCGCUUCACCCCUUACUAAAGUGAGACGGACAUUAUAUUCCCUACACCCCCUACUGAAUUUAUACCCCCCCUUAAAUAAACAAACCCCUACAUCCCCUACUGAAGAAGAACUGAAUUUAUAACCACCCCCCUUAAAUAAACGAACCCCUACACCCCGUACAACAGAAAAAC